This is a messenger RNA of Eurytemora carolleeae, 2130 nucleotides long. RefSeq lists its product as uncharacterized. Bases 500 to 1267 code for a protein of 255 amino acids. Lineage: Eukaryota; Metazoa; Arthropoda; Copepoda; Calanoida; Temoridae. The record is from RefSeq and is a predicted model, not a curated record. The transcript has 9 exons.
AGAAAAUGAAAUGAGUGUUGAGCCAAGCCUCUCUACAUAAUGAAUAAUAAUGAUGUAAGAGAAGAAUAGAUUAGAAACAAACAAGUCUGAAAUCAACAAGAAUAAAACAAUCGGCCGCUGGCCGACAGCUGAGUCUAAACAGUGUAGCAAAUGGCCUUUGACCAAUCCUUAGAUACACAGAAAGAUGAUUGAUUGAUUGAUGCUAAUGGAACAGUACAGCUGACCCUGAAGAAGGAUGCUGAUGAAACAGUACAGCUGACCCUGUAUUCAGUAGGCAAGCUACAUCAAGAAAUAUAAUCUGGUUAUCUACAGAUACAACAUUAUCUACAGAUACAACAAAAGUUAUAAAAACAUCAACAUCUAAAGCUUUAAAUGCUACAGUGAAAGACAAGCACAUGUAACCUAUGUACAGCUGUUAAACAACUUCAUGCAGUGAAAACAGCAACAGCAAUAAAAUCAGCUGCCACAACAGCUUGUAGACUUCAACAACAGCUUGAGAAUGACUUUGGUCCCAAGUGAAUCCAAUAACACAAAUAUUACUCAUGUUCUCAGUCCAAUGAUUGCCUCCUUCCCUCCUGUUCUAAUGGAUGAGGACGAGAGGAGGAGGAAGUAUGAACUUGAGGAGAAUGAGGAGAGGUUGAGGGAGGAGGAGAGGAUGAGGGAGAAGAGCGAGGAGAAGGGGAGCACCAAGGAAGGGAUGUAUGUUCUCUCCAACGAUAUGUUUGACAUGAACGAGGUGGAUGUAGAAGAUGGAAGGGACAAUCCUUUAUAUAUUGUUAGUGAUAAUAUCAAUGGAACACGACACAACCUGAUCCGAGCAGAAGAGAAGGAGGUAGAUUACGCUGUUCAAGCCAAAUACAGAUUAGAACAGGAUGAACCUUCUCUUUCUAACUCACCUUUCAACUCUACACAACAAUUUAUUAGUAAAAAGACUGGAAAGAAUAAAAAUCACGUGACCUGGCCUGAACUCCCAACUCCUCCAUCAAAAAAUAAGAAAAGGGAGCAGCUUCCCCCAGAACCAAAAUGUUUCCCAUUUUUCAGAUGGUUCUUGAUUUUGAUCGGAAUGAUCAUGUUGAUUUCAGUUCUGUUUAUCAUGGGUCAACUUCUUGUAGAUUGGGGUCAAGGACGGGCCGGAGGGUUUAGUCAUCUAACAACAGCUUCAUCUGCAGAUUCAGCUACAUCUUCCUCACUAUCUUCAUCAACAACAGCAUCCACAUCAUCAACAGCUGAAAUCCAAUCAGAAAUCCAGAAUAUUGAACAAAGUUAAUUAAAACAGUUGGGAACCAUCUUUUUUAAAUUGAUAAUUAUAUUUUUAAAUGUUUGUUCCUUAAGCAACUUGUACAGACACGUUUUCGGGCAAGGCAAGGUACCAGCAAGGCAAUGUCCUAACAAGGCAAUGCUCCAACAAGGCAAGGUACCAGCACACGUGGGUUUAACGGUUCUGUCAAUAUUCCAGAAAGCUGUGACUUUCGAUCACAAUUUGUUCUAUGAAACAUAAUUUGUUAGCCUUUUUUCUUAAAUAUUUUUUUGCCGGCAUAUACUUUUUGACUGAAAGGUAUGAAACAAACAAAUCCGUAAGUUUAAAGAUUGUUUCAUUAUAGACCAAAACGCGUAUGAUUUUAAACAAAAGAAACCGAAUGAUUCUAACUUUGGUUAGUCUGGGGUGAGCAAGGCAAUGUCCUAACGGCAAUGCUCCAACAAGGCAAUGUACCAACAAGUCAAUAUCUAAACAAGGCAAGGUAUUAACAAGGCAAUGUCCUAGGUGGGGUUUCCGGCGAAAAAGAAAAAACGUUUCGCCGAAAAUUGCUCUUUUUCGCAUUUGUUCACUUGCGAAAAAAUAUUGCAAAGAUUUUACAAAAAUAAACGGACAUUUUAGGAAAAAAACUUACGAAAAAAUACGGUCCAUUUAAAAAGAUUCUUUCUUGUAAUUGGCUGGCUCAUGGCUAGCUGGAUUUGAGUGAUCAUACGUCAGAAAUAUUAAGUUAUGAGCAUAUUAAACCUUUGAGUACAACUGAACAUUAUAGGACUUAGACAUGACAUUUUAACCAGUCUUGCAUUUUAUAUUUUUUUGAGAGGUAUUAAUGUUUUCACAUAAAGAGACUGUAGACUGAAAGCGUAAUUUCAAGUGAC